Molecule: messenger RNA, 889 nt
Organism: Cygnus atratus (black swan)
Lineage: Eukaryota; Metazoa; Chordata; Aves; Anseriformes; Anatidae
Product: urocortin-3-like
Exons: 2
Coding region: 113-583 (156 amino acids)
Biological process (GO): digestion; adenylate cyclase-activating G protein-coupled receptor signaling pathway; hormone-mediated signaling pathway
Cellular component (GO): extracellular region
Molecular function (GO): hormone activity; corticotropin-releasing hormone receptor 2 binding
Source: RefSeq, a predicted model, not a curated record
GGGAGGUGGAGCUGGGGCAGGAUAAGAGCCAGGGCUCGGCGGGGACCGGGGCAAACCCCCAGCUGCCACCCCUGCACCCCGAGAGCCUCAGGGGGACGAGGACCCGCUGGAAAUGGCUGCGCUGUGCUGCAGGGUGCUGCUGCCCGUCCUGCUGCUGCCCUGGGUGAGCACCGGGCAGGGGCUGAGCCUCCCGUGGGACCCGGCGGUGCCCGAUGCACCGGCACGCUUCCCCUGGGACGGGGGCGAGCCGGCCGCCUGGGAAAACAUGGGCACCAAGGGGCUGCUGCAGGGUCUCCCCAAAAGAAGCGACCCCAACUCCGUGGAAGGCUCCGAGCCGGACCAAGCCAAAGCCACCCUGCUGCUAGAGGAGUCCAUGAGAAAAGCCUUCCCCUGGCUGGCGAGCCCCGGGGCCGGCGGGCACGCGCCGGUAAAAAAGAGCAGCGCGGCGAAAAAGGUGUCCCUGUCCCUCGACGUCCCCACGCACAUCCUGAAAAUCCUGCUCGACCUGGCCAGGGAGAAGGAGCUGCAAGCCAAGGCGGCCGCCAACGCCGAGCUGAUGGCCCGCAUCGGGCGCAGGAGGUGACGGCCCAGCCUUCCAGAGAGCACCCGCGGCACCGGUGGCCGUCCCCGUGCCGGCACCAACCCCAGCCCCAACCUCAGAGCAAACUCAUCCCCGGGACGCGCUGCCUGGGGGGGGCUGGCGGUGAGCAAGCAGCAGCCAUGGAGGGGGUGUGUUAAUGACCCCAAAAUCGGGCAAAGGAGCAGCUGGGGCUGGCACCCCCAUGCCAGGCAAGGUGGCCUCCUCGUCCCCAUGCCACCGCUGCUGGCGUGCCCCAAAAGGACACAUCCGCACCACGGACACACGGGUUUUCCAUGUACCUUCUGUCUG